UGCUUUUCGUUAGUUCAGUUAGUUAGUUAGUGCUUUUGGCAGUUCACAAAUUUUGUCAAGGGUGCGUUCCAAAAUCUUACCCGGGCGAAGUAGCAUUUAGUUGACCAAUCAGGACAAAGAGAUCUUUAUUUCUUUUAUCCUGAUUGGUCAAUGAAACGCUACGUUACCUUAGGGGUAGAAUUUCCGAACGCACCCCAUCAUACUCCGGUGAAAGUAUACAUAUGUAUGUAUAUAUAUUCAUGCGGUUUUGUUAUCGCGGUCCCUGCGAGUUAUCUGUCAUUUCUAAUGUUGGUCGUCGAUCGCGAAUUAUCCGUAAAUCGGCCGGAAAAUAUCAUUAUAGCCUAAACGUCACAACGGGAUAAAUCACAUCGCGACCCAUCACACCCAUCCGCUGCAUCAUUCCGCGUAGAUCCGCUUUAUACAAGAAGUGUAUCAACACUCCACCCACGAGUGCAGUCGCAGUUAUUCGCGGAAUAAUGUAUUCGCAAUUGUCAAGACGUUUGUAAGAUACCGCGUGCAUCCAGGGCGAUAUUUCACACGUGCGUAAUUCGUUUGAACAUGUCUUCGCGACGGAAUGAUGAGCAGAAAGUAACUGGUUCGAAUUCGGAGUUUAUAUAUAUAUUCCAGAAGCUUCAGCUUCAUCAACUGAGUAUUAGUAUCGGGAAAGCUGUAAAUGCAACGGAAACCCCUGUGAAAGAAAAACAUGUGCGAAGUGCAAUUAUUGGUACAUAUCGAGAAAAAAGCGGCUCCAUUUUCUGGACAUAUAUGUUGAGACAACCAUUACAAGAGAAUCAGAUUGUUGCAUGGAAAUUUUGUCAUGUUUUGCACAAAGUAUUACGUGAGGGACAUCCCCGGGUUAUUGUCGAUUCUCAGCGAUAUCGUGGCAAGUUAGAAGAUAUUGGGAAAUUGUGGCAACACCUUAGAGAGGGCUAUGGGCGUCUCAUACAAUUGUAUACAAGACUAUUAAUCACUAAAUUAGAUUAUCACAAACGGAAUCCGCGCUUACCUGGAAAUUUGCAAGUAACGCCAGAGGAAUUAGAGGCGAUUGGAGAAAAUGAUAUUAAUGUAUACUUCCAGAUGUCUGUUGAGAUGUUCGAUUACAUGGAUGACAUCCUGAAUUUACAGCAUGCAGUCUUCGGCUCAUUGGACUUGUCGCGAUCCAAUUCGAUGACACCUUGCGGACAAUGUCGACUCGCACCUUUGAUCCCGUGUAUUCAGGACGCUUCGCAGCUGUACGAUUGUUGCGUGAAAAUCUUGUUUAAACUUCACGGCGCCCUCCCGGCGGACACGUUGACCGGACAUCGCGAUAGGUUUUCGAAGCAGUUUCACGAGUUGAAGAGCUUUUACAAUACCAUCAAACAUAUGCAGUAUUUUAAACAUUUAAUAGCGAUUCCGUCAUUACCCGAGAACCCACCUAACUUUUUGAUACAAGCCGAACUAAGAACGUAUGUCACGCCGAUAGUGGUACUUCCACCCGAAGAAUCCAUAGACAACGAGACUGCCAUAGAGAACCUUAUUGAUACGUCUGAUACGGGAUCUUUCACGGGCGAUCAAUUAGAUUCUACGAAUACAAGAAACGGCUCGAUAUCACCUGACGCUCUUGCGGAAAGAGACAGUCUUAUUGAUCAUCUGUAUCAAGUAAAUGGUCGCCAAAGGCAAGAAAUAAAUCGGUUUUUAAUAGAGCAUCAACAAAUAAUCGCAGAUCUUAGAAGUCGCGUUUUAGAACUGGAAUCAACACUGUCUUCUAAGAGCAAUGAAAUCGUAACAGAGAAACAAACUUGUCAAAAACUAAUGAAGGAAAAUUUGAUUAUAUUAGAAAGAUUUCAAGAAAUAGAAGGUUGGUAA
Messenger RNA from Formica exsecta, 1845 nucleotides. RefSeq names its product huntingtin-interacting protein 1-like. Bases 559 to 1845 code for a protein of 428 amino acids. Lineage: Eukaryota; Metazoa; Arthropoda; Insecta; Hymenoptera; Formicidae. Gene Ontology annotation, biological process: actin filament organization; clathrin coat assembly; endocytosis. The transcript has 9 exons. Gene Ontology annotation, molecular function: clathrin-cargo adaptor activity; actin filament binding; phosphatidylinositol-3,5-bisphosphate binding. Gene Ontology annotation, cellular component: actin cortical patch; clathrin-coated vesicle. The record is from RefSeq and is a predicted model, not a curated record.